UUUAUUUUAAAUAAUAAUAAAUUAGAAAAGAAAGGUUUAUCCUAUCUGUUAGUACAGAGUAGAGAGUGCAAAAGGAAGAAGAACCAAGCUCAGCUCCAACGUCCCAUAUCCAUGGCCACAGCUAUUCUAUCUCUCUCUUCAACUUCACCUCUUACCAGACCAACCCCUUCUUCUCCAUUCAAGGGAAAUGUUGGGAAUUUGAAGUCAAACCCAUCUCAAAUUCAGUUUCUCAGACUCAAACUAGACAAUUUCCGGAGAGAGAGAAAACAACUGGUGGUUGUGAAUAAGGCAGCAGCUCGGACCCAAGCCCUGAUUUCAUCGGAGAACAAUGUUCGGUUCCGACUCGAUAAUUUGGGUCCUCAACCUGGUUCGAGGAAGAAAGGAAAGAGAAAAGGAAGGGGUAUAGCUGCUGGACAAGGAAACAGCUGUGGGUUUGGUAUGAGGGGUCAGAAAUCUCGCUCUGGUCCGGGAAUUCGGCGAGGCUUUGAGGGUGGUCAAAUGCCCCUUUAUCGUCGAAUCCCUAAAUUGAGAGGAAUUGCUGGAGGCAUGCGCGCUGGAGUACCUAAAUAUCUCCCCGUAAACUUGAAAGACAUAGAAGCUGCAGGAUUUCAAGAAGGAGAUGAAGUUUCAUUGGAUACUUUAAAGAGCAAAGGAUUGAUUAACCCAUCAGGAAGAGAAAGGAAACUCCCUUUGAAGAUACUUGGUGAUGGAGAGUUAAGCGUGAAGCUGAACAUAAAGGCUCGUGCGUUUUCAGAGCAAGCAAAGGAGAAGCUUGAGGCCGUUGGCUGCUCUCUCACUGUAUUACCUGGACGAAAGAAGUGGGUGAAGCCAUCUGUAGCGAAAAACCUUGCCCGAGCAGAUGAAUACUUUGCCAAGAAAAGAGCUGCUGCUGCUGCUGCUGAAGCCACUAAUGCAACCGAACCAGCUUCUGCUUGAGCGAUCACAGUUCAUACUCUCUUUUGGUAGAGCACAAGUAGCAUUUUCAUUGCUCUUUUAAGGCUUUUCAUUCUUUCUUGUAGUUUUUGAGUACAUGCUAUUGUACAUGUUUUUUUUUUUCCAUUUUUCUUUGUAAGACUAAAAAAUAGUAAGGAUGUUUUUGCCUCCCUCUAAAGCUGUAAAAGUGUAUUGUUUUCAUAUAAUGCCAACUGAAAAUUCUAUA
Molecule: messenger RNA, 1159 nt
Organism: Cannabis sativa
Lineage: Eukaryota; Viridiplantae; Streptophyta; Magnoliopsida; Rosales; Cannabaceae
Product: large ribosomal subunit protein uL15c
Exons: 4
Coding region: 112-936 (274 amino acids)
Biological process (GO): translation
Cellular component (GO): ribosome; cytosolic large ribosomal subunit
Molecular function (GO): structural constituent of ribosome
Source: RefSeq, a predicted model, not a curated record